AUGUCGUGGGACUCCAAGUCGGCGUUGCGCCGACGCCAAAGCAGCAACGCAACCUCAGCCAAGAACAUCAUCCACACACGCCAGCAGUCCAAGUCGACCAUUGAGCCGAAAUCGAGCCAUGUAGCCGACGACUUCUUGCAAGACUUUUUGGAUCCCUCUUUCGAUCCUGCAGCCUACCUCAACGCGUCGAUGCCGCCGUUACAGCCCAGCGGUCACCAUGCCUCACGAAAUGGAGGCCAGACUGUUCCUUUGGCCGACCUCUCCAACGAGACGCAGACGCUGCUAUCCCAGCUUAAUGUCCACACGACCAGACUCUCAGGAACCCUCACACAGCUGACUGACGAUAUUCUGAGAAGUGGCAGUCGACUUGCAUAUGAGGUGGAACUCUUGCGAGGAGAGACGUUGAGUCUUGCCGAGACGAUGAACGACACGUUACAAGACGACAUCAAAAAGUUUGUCCCCGGUGGUCUCGAUGAAGCCACGAAGGACGCUCCUCCUAAGACGACGGACCUGGAGGAAAGGAAGGCUUCAGUCGGCGCGACCAAGGCAGAAGAAGCCACCUCAGCGACGGUAUCGACCGAGGAUGAGGGCGCAGUUGAGGAGCCACCGUACAUCAAGCAGCUGCGCACCCUGACUGUCGUGCGGUCUCGCCUGGACUCUGUAAUCAAGACGUUUGGCGAUGCCAUGGACUUUGUAUUUCCGCCUUCAGAACUCUCAGUCAGCUCAUCCUUCCUCUCCGUGUCAGCGCCAGAGCCCGGCUCCGAUCAGCACAGCACGGAGGACAAGGGCCAGCAGGUACUCCAGAAGCUGCGGGACGAGAUAUCACAAUUCCUGCACAAAUCAGAGGACCCCGUUCAGGGAAUCGAGAAGGCGGCGCAGCGAAUCGAGGAGCUUAAGGACCUCAACCAAGUGUGGAAGGGCACGGCGGAGGAGAAGGGACGGACAAAGUUCAUUGAGAGUCUGGCCAAGAUGGUCGAGGACCGGCACCGCGAUCUGAUGAAGGAGGUGGACCAGGCGAGUCGGAACCAAGGCAACGGGAAUGAGGGGAGAGCGCGCAAGGGGAGCGUUCAUGCCGACCCCGCGGAAACGAAGACAUAUCUUGGUGGCUAUGGCUUGAUGAGCCAGCUGCAGAAGCUGAGAAGCGGACUGUAG
This is a messenger RNA of Colletotrichum aenigma, 1152 nucleotides long. RefSeq lists its product as uncharacterized. The record is from RefSeq and is a predicted model, not a curated record. NCBI's taxonomy places the organism in Eukaryota, Fungi, Ascomycota, Sordariomycetes, Glomerellales, Glomerellaceae. The coding region runs from base 1 to 1152 and encodes 383 amino acids. The transcript has a single exon.